AUGGGAAUGAGAGUACUGGAGCUGUUCUGGUUUUGUUGUUGUUUAUUCUUUGCAGUAGUCUACGGUCAAAAUCAGUUUCCUGUGAACUUUAAAUUUGGCGUGGGAACAUCUGCGUAUCAAAUCGAAGGAGCAUGGAACGAAGACGGAAAAGGUGAAUCUAUUUGGGACCACUUGGUUCACAACUACCCGGAAAAGAUCGCUGAUCGCACAAAUGGAGACGUAGCGUGUGACAGUUACCAUAAUUACAAGCGCGAUGUGGAAAUCAUUCGUGAACUGGGAGUUAAUAUGUACCGGUUUUCGAUGGCAUGGAGCCGCAUCAUGCCAACUGGCAUUAGUAAUCAAGUGAAUCAGGCUGGAAUCGAUUAUUACAAUAAUUUGAUCGAUGAACUAAUUAAGUAUGACAUCGAACCGAUGGUUACAUUAUAUCAUUGGGAUCUACCUCAACGUUUGCAGGAAAUGGGAGGAUGGACAAAUAGAGAGAUUGUCGAUCAUUUCAAAGAAUAUGCGAGAGUUGCCUUCGAGAGCUUUGGAGAUCGUGUCAAAUGGUGGACAACUUUUAACGAGCCUUUGCAAACAUGCCUUUAUUCUUACGAAUACGAUUCAAUGGCGCCGGGAUACGACUUUCCCGGAGUUCCUUGUUAUUUGUGUUCUCACAAUUUGCUUCUGUCUCAUGCUGAGGCUGUUGAACUCUACAGAACCCAAUAUCAAUCAUCUCAGAAUGGAAUCAUCGGAAUAACGGUUGACUCAUCAUGGGCGGAGCCACGAAGCGACGCUUCUGAUGACAAAGAAGCCUCAGAAUGGGCAAUGCAAUUUCACAUCGGAUGGUACAUGCAUCCAAUUUAUGGGACCAAUGGCAACUACCCCCAAGUAAUGAUCGAUCGAGUUGAUGCGUUGAGUACUCAGCAAGGAUACGCAAGUUCACGUCUCCCCAAAUUCACACCCGAAGAAAUCAUCAAGCUAAAGGGUUCUUCAGACUUUUUCGGUAUCAAUACUUACACAACUUCGAUCGUUUACAAAAACGAUAAUAACAACACGGCCAACUUCAGAGUGCCAUCAUUCGAUCAUGAUCGUAGCACAAUCGGAUAUCAGGACUCAAGCUGGCUCGAUACCGGAUCAAAUUGGCUUAAAGUCUAUCCAAAGGGGAUGUACCACUUGUUAACGUGGAUUCGAGAAGAAUACGGAAACCCACCGGUCUAUGUCACGGAGAAUGGAGUCAGUGAUCGUGGCGGAACCAAAGACGUGGCCCGCAUUAACUAUUACAACCAGUAUUUGAGUGCCAUACUGGACGCCAUGAGUGAGGGAUGCGACGUAAGGGGUUACGUUGCGUGGAGCUUGAUGGAUAACUUCGAGUGGCGGGCCGGGCUAACUGAGCGGUUCGGACUAUACUAUGUGAACUACACUGACCCCGGGAGGAAACGAAUUGCAAAGAGCUCGGCGAAAGUAUUGGCAAACAUUAUUAAAACGAGAAUAAUUGAUUUGGAAUAUUUGCCAGAGCCGGAGGUUUAUAUCCCUGAUAAUGUGUAGGGUGUUAUCAGUGGCGGCGCAUGGCACAGAAUUAGCUAUCAGUUAGUGUUUGUUGUCAAUUCAAAUGCUAUAUUUAAGCAAUACUCAGAUACUUUGCUGUCGAAAUGAUUGCAUCUGAACAUCAAUAAACUACCGACUUAAAUAUUCAGCACGGAUGAAGGUUGGCUUAUCGUCUAGUCUAUUAUAUAAUUUAUAUCAGUAUCUGCUAUUGUAAAAUGUUGUUAAAACGUCUGCAAUGUUGCAUUUAAUUUACCGCAGACAGUGAUUAUUGGGUUGAUAUCUUAUUCUUGUUAAAAACAAAGUAACGCAUGUAACAUGUAACGUGUCAUGUGUUAGCUCUAUCUUCAUGAUUUCUCACGGUUUUCAGCAUUUCAUUCUGUAUUUAAUUCUGCAAGAACUGAAUCAAUAUCAUGGUUCUUCAUCUUAAAUAGUCCAAAUUACAGUUUUUUGAUUAGGGUGUCAAACGGAAGAGGGAGUCCCGUAAACAAAAUUGAGCUACCUCAAAAAUAUUUCGUACAAAACUAUACUGCAUAACCACUUAGAGUCCAUCAUUAUCUGAAAUAAUAAAUCACUUUAUUUUAAGUAGUUCUUCUAGUAAAUUGAGUAUUGUAAAUACCGUUUUUUACUCAUGAAUCAUUUAACUUUAACAAACGAGACUUGAUGGAAAAUCUUAUACAUAAAAAUGAGUUGGUCUGUGUUCGUAUCCGCGUAACUAGAAAACGGCAGGAAGGAUUAUCUUCAUUUGUUCUGCAAAUCUGUUCAUUGUAAUCUCCGACGGGUUUAUAGGAUACUAAAUGUAUGUACUCGGCCUUACACGGAAUUGCCAGGUUGGGUUUAGCAGUUGCUGAUAUCAUUGAGAAAAUAUCGAACCGGCUGGUCAACGUGGUUAUUGUUUUAUGUUACAUUGUUCUGAAAACUCAUAUGUGAAUAUGUACAUUAUUUGGAAGAUAUUGAUUUGAAAAAUGUAUUGGAUGUAACCACUCUCCUUCGAUGAGACUCGAACCCACGACCCUCAGUGGUUAUUGUGUUACUUAUAUUUUACUACAUGAGUAUUAGGGCGGCACUAUAUAUAUGGUGUCAGGCCAUUUGGCCGAAUGUCGUUUGGCUGAAUUCCGUUUGGUCGAAUUCCGUUUGGCCGAAAAGUUAAAAAACAAAAUUACCUCAGAUUGCAAGCAGUGAAUAGUGAGUAAUGAGGAGUAAGAAGUAAGAAGUGAAAAGUGAAAAGAAAAAAGAAAACUGAGAAAAGAGAACUUCGUCCUUCGUCCUUCUUCCUUCUUCUCCUUCCUUCUUCUUUCUUCCUUCUUCCUUUUUCCUUCUCCCUCCUCCCUUCUUCCUUCUUCGUUCUUCCUUCAUUUUUUAUUUAUUUUCCCUUCUUCCUACUUCUUUCUUCUUUCUUCCUUCUUCUUUCUCCCUUCUUCCUUCUUCAUUUUUUCUCCCUUCUUCCUUCUUUCGUUUUCUCUCAUCCUCUUCCUUCUUUCUUCUUCCUUUUUACUUCUUCCUCCUUCCAUAUUUCUUCUUCCAUCUUCUUCUUCCUUCUGCCUUUUUCUUUCUUCCUUCUUUCUUCUCUCUUAUUUCUUAUUCCUUCUUCUUUCUUACUUCUUUCUUCUUCCUUUUUCCUCCUUCCUUCUUCCUUUUUCCUCCUUCCUUCUUCCUUCUUCUUUCUUCCUUCUUCCUUCUUCGUUGUUGCUACUUCCGUCAUCCUUCUUCCUCUUCCCUCUUUCUUCUUCCUUUUUUUCCUCUUAUUUCUUCCUUUUUCUUCUUCCUUCUUCUUACUUCUUAAAUGCUUCUUUCCUUUUCCUUCCUUGAUUAUUCCUUCUUUCUUCAUCCUCCUUCCUUCUUAUUUGUUUAUUCUUCAUUCAGAGAUAAUCUUGCUUUAUAUUGCUUGCUACUGAUGAUGAUGAUGAUGAUGAUGAUGAUGAUGAUGAUGGUCCCGCCACGUACCCCUACAAAGGUUUGAGCUAGACGAUUUAUCUUUAAGAUAUUUAAUUGUGAUCAAUUUAAUCAGAUUUUGCAAAACA
This is a messenger RNA of Armigeres subalbatus, 3542 nucleotides long. Its product is annotated as myrosinase 1-like. Gene Ontology annotation, biological process: carbohydrate metabolic process. Bases 1 to 1524 code for a protein of 507 amino acids. Gene Ontology annotation, molecular function: beta-glucosidase activity. The record is from RefSeq and is a predicted model, not a curated record. The transcript has 5 exons. NCBI's taxonomy places the organism in Eukaryota, Metazoa, Arthropoda, Insecta, Diptera, Culicidae.